GCAAAGGUAGGAUAGCUGCAGGGCUGGAUCUAGCCUGUCUGAUGGGGGCAGAGGAUGGGAGGUCAGCAGGGCAGAGGACAGGGGUUACUGCUGGCAAGGCAGAGGACAGGGGUCAGGCAGGGCAGAGGACAGGGGUCACAGCUGGCUGGGCAGAGAACAGGGGUCGCUGCUGGCAGGGCAGAGGACAGGGGUCGCUGCUGGCAGGGCAGAGGACAGGGGUCGCUGCUGGCAGGGCAGAGGACAGGGGUCGCUGCUGGCAGGGCAGAGGACAGGGGUCGCUGCUGGCAGGGCAGAGGACAGGGGUCGCUGCUGGCAAGGCAGAGGACAGGGGUCGCUGCUGGCAGGGCAGAGGAGAGGGGUCGCUGCUGGCAAGGCAGAGGACAGGGGUCGCUGCUGGCAAGGCAGAGGACAGGGGUCGCUGCUGGCAAGGCAGAGGACAGGGGUCGCUGCUGGCAAGGCAGAGGACAGGGGUCGCUGCUGGCAGAGCAGAGGACAGGGGUCGCCGUUGGCAAGGCAGAGGACAGGGGUCACCGCUGGCAGGGCAGAGGACAGGGGUCACUUUGACAAGGCAGAGAACAGGGGUCACCGUUGGCAGAGCAGAGGACAGGGGUCACCGCUGGCAGGGCAGA
Staurois parvus is the source of this 629-nucleotide messenger RNA. NCBI's taxonomy places the organism in Eukaryota, Metazoa, Chordata, Amphibia, Anura, Ranidae. The record is from the annotation of a GenBank genome assembly.